Messenger RNA from Uranotaenia lowii, 1894 nucleotides. RefSeq names its product eukaryotic translation initiation factor 3 subunit H-like. Lineage: Eukaryota; Metazoa; Arthropoda; Insecta; Diptera; Culicidae. Gene Ontology annotation, cellular component: eukaryotic 43S preinitiation complex; cytoplasm; eukaryotic translation initiation factor 3 complex. The record is from RefSeq and is a predicted model, not a curated record. The coding region runs from base 38 to 1048 and encodes 336 amino acids. Gene Ontology annotation, molecular function: translation initiation factor activity; protein binding; metallopeptidase activity. The transcript has 3 exons.
UGCUCUUUCGCUUCAUUCUUUCGGUAGUGCUCAAAAAAUGGCGAGUCGUGGUCAAAAUCGUCGUGCGACACAAGAAGUCGAUAAUACCAUUUCGUACGUCCAGUGCGAUGGCCUGGCUGCGAUGAAAAUGGUGAAACAUUGCCACGAAGAAUCGUUGAGCAACAUGGAGGUGGCCCAGGGUGCCCUGCUCGGUCUGGUCGUGGACGAUCGUUUGGAAAUCACCAACUGUUUUCCGUUUCCGAAGUCCUCUGACGAAACCAUCGACGAGGAAGAGUAUCAGCUUAACAUGAUGCGUCGUCUUCGGUUGGUCAACGUUGAUCACUUCCACGUGGGAUGGUACCAGAGUGCCGAUGUGGGCAACUUUUUGUCUUUGCCGCUGCUGGAAUCGCAGUAUCACUACCAGACCAGUAUCGAGGAAUCGGUGGUGGUUAUCUACGAUACGCAAAAAUCGAAGCGAGGUUUCCUGACGCUGAAGGCCUAUCGGUUGACCCCGCAGGCCAUCGCCAUGUACAAGGAAGGUGAAUUUACACCUGAAGCCCUUCGCAAUCUGAAGGUGGGCUACGAGAACCUGUUCAUCGAGGUUCCGAUUGUGCUAAAGAACUCGGCUCUUUGCAACAUCAUGAUGUCGGAGUUGGUCGAAAUGGUUCCGGAAGAGGAGGGAACUCAUUUCCUGGAUCUGGGCACGGCCGGAGUACUCGAGAGCCACUUGCGCUGUUUGAUGGAUCGCGUUGAUGAACUUAAUCAGGAAGCUAACAAAUUCAACAAGUAUCAGCAAUUGGUGAUCCGCCAGGAACAGGACAAGCAUCGCAUGCUGGCUAGGCAUGCACAGGAAAAUGCGGCACGUAUUGCCAAGGGCGAACCUGCCCUACCGGAGGAAGAAGUCACGAAAUUGUACCGUCCGCUGCCGGUUCCACCCAGGCUAAACCCGAUGAUCGUUUCCGGUCAGAUCAACACCUACGCCCAGCACAUUUCCCAAUUCUGUUCCCAAUCGUUGGCCAAACUUUACAUGACUCAGGCCCUGCAGGGUGCCAAGGAUACCAAGAUGUAGAGUGGGAGCGGCUAGUGAAUGUGAGUGUUAUUUGGAAAUUUCAUAUUUGAUUGAACACAAACAAACGACCGAGAUAAAGUAAAAGGACAGUAUCUAAGAAAGAAUUCCGAGGACAAUAUUGAUAGUAGUGUGAAAGUGUAAAUUUUCGACACCCGGGGAAGUGGGAGUGUACCCGAAGAGAUAACUCUUCCGAAUAAAACGGAGUCAACCGGCAUUGGUCCUGCAGAACAUCGAAGGACGCAAUCGUACGGGGCUCCCGAAAAAAAAACUUCUGUUGAUUUAUUUUAAAGAGAAAUUCAUGCUAACUAGAUGAAGAUGAUUCAUCUAUCAUCUAAGGGCCACAUCCCAACGCAGCGAAUAACACUAGAACAAGUCAACGUAUUCCAGAAUUCUUUUCUGUUGGUUAGAAAUGAAUCGGGAAAGAUUAGAUUGAAUAUGAAGAAAAUGGUUAAAUUUGUAUUUAGAAUACGACGAAAAAUUACUGACUGUGCAGGAUUCUAACCCGCAAUCUCCGGCUUUCUAGGCCAACGCAUAACCGACAUGGUGUUGUUUGUUAUUUUUGAAAAAAAGCAUUCGACGGUCUCAUCCAAAAAAAAUAUCUGUGCUGCAUUAAGAAAGAGAGGAUUCCCUGAGAAACUGUUCCAUGUUAUCGAAGCACAGAACGCAAUUUUGUGCAAGGUUUUUACGAUAUUGUCCUGUCUGAUUAAAUUCUUUUAGCUGCUGAAAUUAGUCUAUGAUGAUAGAAAAAUAGUAGUGAAUCGACACGAGGAUGGCUGUGGAACCCUUUGACAAUGUAGCAGCAAAAUGGAUAACGGUAUUGUAUUAAACGCUCAAUAACAUCGGGAC